AUGUGGGCCACGCUGCUGCUACUGGUGGCUGUGGGCACUCUAGUGAUGGGGCUGGUGGCCUACAGGCUCCUGGCUCCUGCUGGCAACCCCUUUGCCCAGCCCCCUUCGGGUCCCCCCCGGCCACUGGUGAUGGACCCGCGCGCCCGCGACAAGGUGCUGAAGCAGGGCUUCAGCGCCCGCCGGGUGCCACGGGAACUGGAUGCUGUGGUCAUCGGCAGCGGCAUGGGGGGCCUGGCAGCAGCGGGCACACUGGCCAAAGCGGGCAAGCGGGUGCUGGUGCUGGAGCAGCAUGACCAGGCUGGCGGGUGCUGCCACACCUUCCAGGAGCAGGGCAAUGAGUUUGAUGUGGGCAUCCACUACGUGGGGCAGAUGCACGAGGGCAGCAUGCUGCGCGUGGCGCUGGACCAGCUGACGGAUGGGCAACUGUGCUGGCAGCGCCUGCCUGACCCCUAUGACGAGGUGAGCCUGGGCCCACACCGAUACCAUCUCCGUGCUGGCAAGGCUGCCUUUGCUGCUGCCCUGGAGGAGCAGUUCCCGGCUGAGAAGGCAGCCAUCAGGGAGUUCAUGAGGCUCUCCAAGAUGGCCUCACGGCACGUGGCGCUGCUGGCGCUGCUGAAGAUGGUGCCCCAGUGGGUGGCCGCCGUCCUUGUCCGCACCGGCCUCAUCUACUGGAUCUCACCCGUCUUCCGCAUGGCAGCCACCAGCCACAGCGAGGCCGUGGCCCGGCUGACGGGCGACCGUGACCUGCGCGCCCUGCUCAGCUACCUCUUCUACGGCACGGCCCCACGGGACUCCAGCUUCCUAGUGAACGUGAUGAUGGUGCAUCACUACCAGCGCGGGGCCUGGUACCCGCGGGGGGGGGCCAGCGAGAUCGCCUUCCACAUCGUGCCACUCAUCGAGCGCGCCGGGGGCACCGUGCUGGUGCGUGCCCUGGUCACUCGCAUCCUCACCUCCCCCGCUGGCGCUGCCGUGGGGGUGGUGGUGCAGAAGGGGCCCAGUGAGGAGGAGGUGGAGAUCUUUGCCCCCAUCGUCAUCUCCGACGCUGGCGUCUUCAACACCUUUGGCAAGCUGCUGCCCACCCCACUCCGCAGCCACCCAGGCAUCCGCUCCCGCCUGGCCAUGGUGAGGCACGGCAUGGGCUCCUUCCUGGUGUUUGCAGGGCUGCGGGGCAGCGCUGCUGAGCUGGCCCUGCCUGCCACCAACUUCUGGAUCUACCCCCACAACGACCUGGACACCAUGAUGACCCACUACUCUGCCCUGAGCCGUGAUGACGUCCCUGAAAACUUGGCCAUGAUGUUCAUCACCUUCCCUGCUGCCAAGGACCCCACCUAUGAGCAGCGGCACCCAGGCCGGUCGUGCAUGACCAUCCUGACCAUGGCACGGUAUGAGUGGUUUGAGGAGUGGGCUGGGACCCGUGCCAAGCACCGCGGCCCCGACUACCAGCAGUACAAGAUGGCCAUCGCCCAGCGCCUGCUGGAGCGGGCUCUGCAGCGCUUCCCACACCUCCGCGACAAGGUAGAGUUCGUGGAGGCAGCGUCGCCGCUCACCAACCAGCACUAUCUGGCGGCUCCCCGCGGGGAGAUGUACGGCACCGAGCACGACGUUGCCCGCUUCAGCCCGGCUGUGGUGGCUGCCAUGAGAGCUGAGACGCCUGUGAAGAACCUCUACCUGACAGUGUCCCCCUCGGGGGUGGCCGUGUCCCACCAUGCUCAUCCCCAGGGCAGGACGUGUUCAGCUGUGGGCUGGCAGGAGCCCUGCACGGGGGGCUGCUCUGCGCCUCUGCCGUCCUGGGUCGUCUGCUUUACCUGGACCUGCUGCUCCUCAAGAAGAAGAUCAAGCGGCGCCUGGGCCGCAAAGGGCAGCAUUGUCACCGGACUGUCCUUGGAGGGCCACCCCUAG
Molecule: messenger RNA, 1899 nt
Organism: Colius striatus (speckled mousebird)
Lineage: Eukaryota; Metazoa; Chordata; Aves; Coliiformes; Coliidae
Gene: RETSAT
Product: retinol saturase
Exons: 12
Coding region: 1-1899 (632 amino acids)
Molecular function (GO): oxidoreductase activity
Source: RefSeq, a predicted model, not a curated record